This is a messenger RNA of Psylliodes chrysocephalus, 801 nucleotides long. NCBI's taxonomy places the organism in Eukaryota, Metazoa, Arthropoda, Insecta, Coleoptera, Chrysomelidae. The record is from the annotation of a GenBank genome assembly.
AUGGGGUAUUUUAAAGAUAAUGGCAUUGGAAAUGCUUCACAACCUAAUAAUGAUUUUCAAGGGGCUCCACGACCAUUAGAAUUACCACCAGUACCUGCAACAACAUCAAGAGAACCAUUGAAUUCAUGUUGUUUAUUAAGUAAAGUUUUUCCUUCUACUGUAACUCGUAGAUUUUCAUGCAAUGAUUUGCAAGAGAAUGAGGAGUUUAGAAUUCAGAUUACUCAAGUCAGAGAAGAGGUUAAGGAGCAAAAUAAAAAGUUACGGGCAGAAAUAGACAAAGAAGGGGUAAAUCUUAGGUUGGAGAUAGGAAAAGAUGUAAAAGAAAAGGUUAGUGAGUUAAAAAGAAAUAUUGAGGAAAAUUUGCUAGGGGCGAUUCAAAUAGAGGUGACUAAACAGACUGAUAUGUUGAAUAGGGAAAUUAGACACAUAAAGUUACAGAGACAGGUACAUGAAGAGGUCAUACAUAAUUUGAAAGAAAAUGUUGACAAGGAGAUAGAAAAAUUGAACGGGACAGUAGAGGAACAAUUAAUAAGUUGUAUUAAAAGUUCUGAGAUAGGAGAAAUAAAUUUUAGGAGGGAAAUAGAGGAGGUGAAGAGGAAAAUGCAAAACACGACAGAGGAAAUUUUAAGAAUGAAGGAAAGUUUUAGACAAAAUUCAAGAGAAAGUUUAACUGUAGUACCUAAUUACAUUUAUGAGGGGAUUAAGUUUGAUAGAAAUAUAAACAACAUUCAUCCUGAAGUUUUUGUAACAAUAGUGCAAAACAAACUCAAAAAUUUCAGAGAGUUAGUAAAAAAAAAUUGA